This is a messenger RNA of Lineus longissimus, 2081 nucleotides long. Its product is annotated as stAR-related lipid transfer protein 5-like. Bases 367 to 1056 code for a protein of 229 amino acids. The record is from RefSeq and is a predicted model, not a curated record. Lineage: Eukaryota; Metazoa; Nemertea; Pilidiophora; Heteronemertea; Lineidae. Gene Ontology annotation, molecular function: lipid binding. The transcript is spliced from 6 exons.
GCAGCCGGGUGGCAAUAUUAUCGGGGUUGUCAAAAUAAGAUUGUGUUUUCGUCACGUAGCUUUUAAUACGCAUGUGUACAACACAAAACAAUUGGCGUUAUUCAAAGUGAUGCAGAAUUACACUGGUCUGGUAUAUAGGCCUACUCAUUCUUUCCACGGCAGAACUGUAUAUACAUGAAUUAACAUAAUAGUCUAUUGUCGUUUUAAGGGCCUAAACACGUCAUUCUCACUCGUAUGUGGCCAUAGCAGGCUUUUGGAUUAGAUUUGUUUAGGCGUCGCUAGUCUAGUGUGCCUCACAUUUCGGAGUGCCCCGUUUUUGGAUAUCACGGAAGAAAAUCUGGAGCACAUUGUUUCAGCGGGUCCAUCAUGACGACAGAGGACCAGUAUCGGGACAUCGCCAGUAAAGUGACUAACACAGUCCGACAGUACAGGGAAGAACCCCUAUCAAAUUGGAAACAGGUUAAGAAGUCGAAUGAUGUGGUCGUGUGGACCAGACCAACAACUCAUUCAUCUGGUCAUUUAUAUAAAGGUGAAAGCAUAAUCAAUGCAAGUUUAGAAGAGAUCUUCAAGUUCGUCGGUCCUUGGGAAGAAUCCCGCCGUGCUCAAUGGGACAAGACAAUUAAGCUAGUCGAGGUGGUCGAGCGGCCGGCAGAGGAUAUGGUCGUCAUGCGCUCAGUCACCCACAGUUAUGCCAUGGGCACAAUCUCGCCGAGAGAUUUUAUUGAUCUCAUAUCAAUCACACAGACAGAAGAUGAAAUAUGCACAAGUGCCAUAAGUAUAGAACACCCUGACUUUCCAGUCAUUUCUGAUAUCGUCAGAGGCUCAAAUGGUCCACUUGGUCUCUGUAUUACUCGGAUCCCAGGGGAGCCAAAUAAAUGCAAAGUUGUCAACUUUAUUCACACUGAUCUCAGCGGCAAGCUGCCAAAAACCGUCACGCAGAAAGUAUUUCCUUCUAACAUUGUGGACUUCUAUGUGCAACUUCGGCAUGCUCUCAAAAAAGGAAUUCAGCACUAUCACGACAAAAGCGCAAAAUCAGAGGAAAAGUCAAAAUCCUGAAAAUGUUCAUUCCUGCAUCAGAAGACCUCAAUCGUGAAAUCAGUUAAUAAGCGUCGAUAGUAUAUUUGGAUUUCAGUAUCUGUGUUACAGUGCCUGCAGUUAAAAUUGAAUGUUACUUUCGGACAAGCUCUCUUCACAAUUCUGCCAAAGGUUCAAGUUUAUAAUUCAACAAAAUAAGCAUUAAUUUUCCCUACCCUUUAACCAGUGCAGGGAACCAAUCUGUGAUUUUGAUAGUGUAAAUUUUGUUUGUUGUGAUUGAUUGAUUUGUGUUAUGUACGAAAUUGAAUCAAGUAGGAUUUUAUGCUACAACAUAUUUAAUUGCAUCUCAUCUCAUAGUUUGGACUAGAUGUUAGUUCUGUUCUUUUGAUGGUAUUUUUUGACCGGACAAUAUUACAAGAAUAUGUCAUGUGUGCCUCGUCAUAAAGGUGUUUUUUUAAUGACCCGUCUAUUAGUAGUCGGAAUUCAAUAAGAUCUGAAACUUACUUCUUGACAGGUCCUAGCUGUAAAAUAACAGCAGUCACGGUACACAUCUUUAAAAUGAUCUCAACCAAUGAGCAGUCAUAUUGGCUUCUGCUGGUGCCACUGGUAUUGGACAAGUUAUCAUACAACACUCUUUCAUAUAGCAUUUCAGCUUAACAGUUUUAGCAGGGUUAUUGAAAACAUUGACAUUACUGCUGGAUGUAUAAUACUGUAUACUGAAGCACGCAUACAGUAUUAUACACAACGAAAGCUAAAUGCCUUAAGUAAAGUUAAUUAAUGCCACCUGGUACUCAAACCAUCAAUGAACUGGUUUAUGUUUAUGCCUGCGUAGGAUGUACAGGCUGUACAUCAUCUAGCGACCAAAUUGUUGGAAAUGGCUCUUGCUUAUAGUUUCCCUAUCCCUGAUCAGUGAUUGCGCAGCCAACUCCAUCAUUACAAUGUAUACUCAGGCAGAAGUAUAAAAUAAUUGAUGCAAUGCAAGUUAUUACUCUUUUUAGCUUAAUUUUCUACAAAAUAUUUUUUAUACUAAAUGUAUGUAUUUUAUG